This is a messenger RNA of Tachysurus vachellii, 1207 nucleotides long. RefSeq names its product tumor necrosis factor receptor superfamily, member 9b (gene tnfrsf9b). The record is from RefSeq and is a predicted model, not a curated record. Gene Ontology annotation, molecular function: cytokine binding; signaling receptor activity. Lineage: Eukaryota; Metazoa; Chordata; Actinopteri; Siluriformes; Bagridae. The coding region runs from base 125 to 955 and encodes 276 amino acids. Gene Ontology annotation, biological process: regulation of cell population proliferation. The transcript has 7 exons. Gene Ontology annotation, cellular component: external side of plasma membrane.
UCUGUGACAUCAUGUGUGACAACGCUACACUCUAAUACUUUAAUUCAGACUGUGUGCAGAGCUCUAAACCACUCUGACCAUUAACCGUGUGUGUGUGUCGUGCAUGUCUUAUACACCCUGAGUGAUGUGGCUGCUUCUGACUCUGUUGCUGUCGCUGUCUCUGUUUAUGGGAUCACACGAGGUGGAACCAGGAUGUGAUGAAUGGACUCACUCUUCAUCCUCCAGUGAGUUUUGCUGUGUGAGAUGUAAGCCAGGAAACCGGCUGGUGAAUAAUUGUGGUCCAAACGUGCAGGUCCUGUGCACGCCGUGUGAGAACGGAACAUACACCAGGAUCAACAAUGCGGUGUCCUGCAAAACAUGCACCGAAUGCAUAAGUCCACUGAGGGUGAAGACGUUCUGCACUGCCAGCUCUGAUACAGUGUGUGAGUGUGCUGAGGGAUUUCAGUGUGGAGAUGAAACCUGCUCCUUCUGCGUCCAGCAAUGUGGCAAAGGAGAAGAACCUACAGAGCAAAGAGAUUGUCAGCCUUGUCCUGAAGGAACAUUCAACAGUCAGAUACAUCACCACUGCAUUAAGUGGAGCAGCAGCUGUCCGUCGGCGGAUCAGCAGAUCGUGGCUGAGGGGACGGCCGUCAGUGACAUCGUCUGUGCUGAAAUAAAACCCACCGUGCCGAACGAGAUUCCAUCAAACCCUGACAGCAAAGAUCCGGGGAUGAAGCUGGUCAUGGCUAUAAUUUGUGCCUGCUUGAUCAUCAUUUCAGCAAUGCCGCUGUGCAUUGCCAUGUACUUUAAAAAGGAAAAGACAGAGAAGACGCCACUCAGGCCUGAGGAAACUCCAGCUGCCCGGCAGAGUCUGGUACCUGAACUGGAGCAGUGCAAUUUCUGUUUUCCGCAGGAGGAACGCGGCAGUAAUUCGUCUCUGCUCCUGGAUGAUAAACCAUUUGAGCUGGUUGUCUGACACGACACUUCCUACACCGAUAUAUUUGAUUUUUUUCAUUUCUUUUAUAAAACAGAGUUCUAUUUUCUUCACAGCUUGAUCAUAUUGAUUUUGGGAUCUGCCUGGUGCAGGAUUAUUAACUUAUCUCUAAAAAAAUGUUGUAAAGGAUAGUUUGCAUAUAUUUUUAUUAUUAUUAUUAUUAUUAUAAUUAUUUUCUUUGUUCUGUCACUACUCUAAUUUAUUUACAUUAUUAGGUUUGUCUGACAAUUUCUU